AGCAGCACACAUGAGCCUCAAUGCUGCAGACGGAGUUGACCAGCCGUUGAUAUCACGUCCAAAUAACCGCUCCUCGGGGCAAGAACAUGACAGGAUACACCCCUGUCAUCUCUACAGACUGACCACAAGCGCGUUAAAGGAGGGCUGAGCCGCUUGCUAGUUGUAAGCUGCUAUCCAAUGUUAAUAGCUAGCUUGCAGGCUAACGGUAGCUUGGUGGUAAACGGAGUCCGGUUCUGCUUUGUGCCGUCAGUGGGCUAACCCUGCCUAGCUGACUCGCUAGCGAAGGUCGGAGGGACUAGCUGGUAGUCGGGAGCGUUAAGUCAGCCGUUCAGCAUUAUUAAUGUGUCAUUUUAAUCGUUUGUUUUAAGGCUGAGUUUUUUCACAGAGCACAUUCUCCUUUUUUGUACGUUUAUUAAUUUCACUGAGUUUACCGCUGCUAGCUAGCUACUCGGCUAUGCUAACGCCAGCUCAGUGAGACCUCACAUCGCAGGGGUGCGGAGAGCUCCAGACUAGUCAAGGAAGGAAGAGAGGUGACUUAUGAUGUGGGCUGAGGGAAGCGGUGGACUGUUAGGCGAAGGAGAGCAGCAGUAUUAGCUUAAACACGUCGUGUUUUGUCACAUUUUUCCUCGUUGAGGAAGGGCCAUAGCGUCGAGUGGGACGUUGGAUGAAGAAAAUAAUUGGGGCACUUCUAUUUGCGAGCUGGCUAAAUGAAUAGUAUUUGUAUCAGUGAGUCGUGAGCUAGUGGCCACUGUGCCAGCUUCAAGGGAAGACACUCUGUCAAGAUUAUCGCACAGACUGCAAUAACCAGCCUGUUUGCUUAAAGAUGGCUUCGGCGGGCAGCAUUGCCGCAGCUAUUGCGAGCAAAACGAAGACCAAGAAGAAACACUUCGUGGCUCAGAAAGUGAAGCUCUUCCGUGCCAGCGACCCUCUGCUCAGCGUGCUUAUGUGGGGAGUCAACCAUUCGAUAAACGAAUUAAGCCAUGUUCAGAUUCCCAUCAUGCUCAUGCCAGAUGACUUCAAGGCCUAUUCUAAGAUCAAAGUGGACAACCACCUCUUCAACAAGGAGAACAUGCCCAGCCAUUUCAAGUUCAAGGAGUACUGCCCUCUGGUGUUUCGAAACCUCAGAGAGAGGUUUGGCAUUGAUGAUCAGGACUUCUUGAACUCUCUGACACGCAGUGCUCCCUUGAACAGUGAGGCCCAGGGACGGAGCGGGGCUCGCUUCCAUACCUCUUAUGACAAACGCUACGUCAUCAAGACCAUCAGCAGUGAGGAUGUGGCAGAGAUGCAUAACAUUCUAAAGAAAUAUCAUCAGUUCAUUGUGGAGUGCCAUGGCAACACACUGCUGCCUCAGUUUCUGGGGAUUUACCGGCUCACCGUGGAUGGAGAUGAGACCUACAUGAUUGUGACACGCAAUGUCUUCUCUCACCGCCUUUCUGUCUACAAAAAAUAUGAUCUCAAGGGUUCCACUGUGGCAAGAGAGGCCAGCGACAAGGAGAAGCAGCCGCCCCAACCAGAGGAUGUGCCCCCGCGGCCCAAAUCUGGUAACGUUCAGCAAAGGCUGCAAACACUGCGGAUUGCCACGCGCUUUUACUGCGCCAUGAAACACGUAAGAGAUGCCAAGGAGCUGCCCACCUACAAGGACAAUGACUUCAUCAAUGACGGGCAGAAGAUCUACAUUGACGAGGAGAACAAGAAAAUGUUCCUGGAGAAGCUUAGAAAGGAUGUGGAGUUUCUGGCCCAGCUGAAGCUCAUGGAUUACAGUCUGCUGGUGGGGAUCCACGAUGUGGAGCGAGCUGAGCAGGAGGACGUGGAGAGCGAGGACAAUGAGGCCGAGGAGGAGGGCGAGAGUGACGGAGGGGGCAUUGGAACACCCCCUGACAGUCCCAGCAACACCCUGGACAGCACCAAGCCUCUGUCGCCUGGAGAGUUUGAUCCCGCCAUUGAUGUCUAUGCCAUCAAAAGCAAUGAAAGCGCUCCCAGGAAGGAGGUUUACUUCAUGGCUGUCAUAGACAUUCUGCAGCAUUACGAUGCCAAGAAGAAAGCUGCCCACGCCGCCAAGACUGUCAAACAUGGGGCCGGAGCAGAGAUCUCCACGGUGAACCCAGAGCAGUACUCCAAGAGGUUUUACGAUUUCAUCACCACUAUCCUGUCAUAGCCUCGAGGAGUGACAAGGGGCACAGAGGCACAUGGGAAAGGGAGGGCAAGUGGGGAGCAGGGCGGGGAAGAGAAGUGACGGAGAGAAAAACCAUCGAGAGGCUGAAUUAAUAAGGUGCUGUGAUGGAUUUGUUAUCACUCUCCCUCAUGCAUUCUCCUCAUCCCUCCCCGUUUGUUUGUCUCCCUUUCAGUGGCGUGCCACGCUCUGCAGCUAAAAACAAAACAUCAUUCGUUUACAUUUAACCUCUCCUCUGUUGACUUUUGUUCAUGUGUUACUUUGGAUGAUAAGGGUGUCGAAAGCAAGCGUCCAAGUCAUUACAUUUUUUUUUUUAUAUAAUUUGUUUGUUUCUGUAUGGUUGUUUAUGUGGGAAUAUGGCUUUUUUUUAA
Messenger RNA from Plectropomus leopardus (leopard coralgrouper), 2541 nucleotides. RefSeq names its product phosphatidylinositol-5-phosphate 4-kinase, type II, alpha a (gene pip4k2aa). Gene Ontology annotation, molecular function: 1-phosphatidylinositol-5-phosphate 4-kinase activity; 1-phosphatidylinositol-4-phosphate 5-kinase activity. The record is from RefSeq and is a predicted model, not a curated record. Gene Ontology annotation, biological process: phosphatidylinositol phosphate biosynthetic process. Lineage: Eukaryota; Metazoa; Chordata; Actinopteri; Perciformes; Serranidae. Gene Ontology annotation, cellular component: plasma membrane.